Molecule: messenger RNA, 2179 nt
Organism: Mya arenaria
Lineage: Eukaryota; Metazoa; Mollusca; Bivalvia; Myida; Myidae
Product: endoplasmic reticulum aminopeptidase 1-like
Biological process (GO): proteolysis; peptide catabolic process
Cellular component (GO): cytoplasm
Molecular function (GO): metalloaminopeptidase activity; peptide binding; zinc ion binding
Source: RefSeq, a predicted model, not a curated record
AGCACAAAGAUGAUAUCGGCAAAAAUAUUCGAUAUAGUACAUCGAGACCAUAGGCGACGACGACGCCAUAAUUCGACAAACAACAACAACAACAACGAUUUGGUCGUAGGCCGAUUUGGUAAGGGGCCGAUUUGACUCGCUCCCCUAAUUAUAACAGCUGUUAAAUUUCAUUUACAUUAUGUCGGAUAAUGAUAUUGAAGAUGUCUCAUUUUUACCAGGAGAAAAUCUUCACAGACGAGCAGUAUAUGAACCUAACAUCCUUCAAAAGAUUGCAAUACUGGCAUGCACGAGGACCCGUGUUGCAGUGUGUUUAGCAGCAGUAACUGUUGUUGUGGUGAUUAUAUCUCUUAGCGCUGCCCUUGCCAGAUCUCAUAGUAAGCCGGACUCAAAGUGUUCUGGACAGCUUGUUGAGCCUCUCACCACUACACUCCCUCCUUCAAACACCUCAAGCUUCACUGCCACAAAUGGGGAGCCCUUUCCAUAUCAUAAUAUCAGGCUACCAUUGUUUAUUAUGCCUACACACUACAAACUACACAUUCAUCCAAACAUAUCAGAUUCAGAUUUCAGUGGUCGUAUUAUUGUUAGCUGCAAUGUUCUCAGAGAUUCUGAUUUUAUUGUUAUUCAUGCAAAGGAACUGACUAUUGUUGAAACUAAAGUGCAUGAUGAAGGCGAUGCAAAUAGAAAUAUUGCUGUUGAAAAGUGGCUUGAGUACACUGAAAAUGAACAGAUAUAUAUUAAGCUUAUGGAACAUGUGAAAAAGGAAAGUAAAAUAACAUUGGAAAUGAGUUACAGAGGAGAACUGAAAUCUCAACUUCAUGGGUUCUACAGGAGCACUUAUACUACAUUAUCUGGAGAGAGAAAGUUCAUUGCAACAACCCAUUUUGAGCCGACUCAUGCGCGGGAAGCAUUUCCAUGUUUCGACGAGCCUGCAAUGAAAGCCACAUUCCAGCUAACCAUGGUGCGGGAACCAGGCUAUUUGUCCCUCUUCAACAUGCCACUCAUCUCAUCCAGUAAAAUAUCAAAUGGCUUGUUUGAAGAUGUUUUUGAGCAGACGGUGAAGAUGAGCAGCUACCUGGUGGCAUUUGUUGUCUCCGACUACCUUCAUGUGUCUAAGACAACACUCCGCAACAUCACGGUUCGAGUGUUUACCCCUCCUGCCUUCAUAGAGUCAGCAACAUUUGCAUUGGAGGUUGCUGUUCAAGUUAUUGACCACUAUGAACAAUAUUUCGGGGUUCAUUAUCCCCUUCCAAAACAAGACCUGAUAGCGAUCCCUGACUUUGAGGCAGGGGCAAUGGAGAACUGGGGACUGAUCACUUACCGCAUGUCAGACAUCUUGUACAACCACUCAGCUUCCUCUGCAAGUAACAAGCAAAGAAUAGCUGUUGUUAUUGCCCAUGAGUUGGCUCACCAGUGGUUUGGCAACUUAGUCACUAUGGAGUGGUGGGACGAUCUUUGGCUAAAUGAGGGCUUUGCCAGCUAUGUGGAGUACUUAGGAUCAGCGAUCAUCAAUAGCAAGUGGAAAAUGGGUGACCAGUUUGUGAGUGAGGCUCUACUGCCGGCUUUAUACCUGGACAGCCUGGCCAACUCCCACCCCAUUAGUCAGCCUGUCUACAACCCUGCACAGAUCAACCAGCUCUUUGACACAAUCUCUUACGACAAGGGAGCAUCACUAAUCUGGAUGUUGAAUGAGUAUAUGGGGGAGCAGGGGUUUAAGGCUGGAAUUAGUGCAUAUCUGAGAAGGUACCAAUAUAGCAACGCCUGCACAGCAGAUCUCUGGGACACUCUCUCUCAGGCAGUAAAAGCGGAGGGUGAUACCUUGGUUACGGAUAUUUCCGGCUUGAUGAAGACAUGGACAGAACAGAUGGGAUAUCCGCUCAUAACCAUCGAGAGAAGGGCCAACACACUCACUCUCUCACAGACCAGAUUUCUGCUCAUUCCAGAGAUAAGUGACAGCAGCAAUGUGACAUCAAUACGGUCUCAAUGGCAGAUUCCGUUUUGCUACAACACGCAGCAGAAGGCAAACAAUAAGUUCCUCAUGAAAGAAAAAUCUAAGAAAAUACUGGUUUCCUCUGGUGUGACAUGGAUCAAGGGUAACUGUGGGCUUAAUGGCUACUACAGAGUGAACUAUGAUAUCGACUCCUGGCAGGUCAUCAUCUCACAACUCCACUUGGACCACAAG